AUCCUACAUUGCCUUCUUUCAUUGCCGACGCCCUCACCCUACAAAGCAAUGGCACCUAACCCUCAGUGCGCUGCUCUGGCUGCUGCUAAGGACAGGAAGGGACUUUCCUACCAGCAGAUCGCACAGCAGAUCGGCACUUCUGAGCACCACGUUAUUGACGUCUGCACGGGUACUGUUGUUCCCACUUCCGCCGAGUUCGAUGCUCUGGCAAGAGCUCUCGACAUCAAAGCCGCACCUCCUCAUGACAGUGCUCAUAAGACGAAGUAACUGGUGGUCUUCGGUCGGGCGUAUCAGAAAUUGUAUCAAUGCUUGUUUUUUUGUACCACUACGAAUCUCUCUGUUGAAUGUGCUUUGGGGCUGUAGUAUCAUGGAGCUGCGUCUUUUCUGCGGAUUUCGGAAUGGCCUGUCCAUUAAGAGUACUUAUCUGCUUGUUCUUGGCUAUUCGUCCUGUUCGUCUCCCGCCGUGUGGCUCAAUGAAGGUCUUCGGAAGACGCCUUGCUCUC
Molecule: messenger RNA, 503 nt
Organism: Somion occarium
Lineage: Eukaryota; Fungi; Basidiomycota; Agaricomycetes; Polyporales; Cerrenaceae
Source: the annotation of a GenBank genome assembly